Molecule: messenger RNA, 4449 nt
Organism: Hyaloperonospora brassicae
Lineage: Eukaryota; Oomycota; Peronosporomycetes; Peronosporales; Peronosporaceae
Source: the annotation of a GenBank genome assembly
AUGGACGACCAGCAGACAAAGAUCUAUGUGCCCGACGCAGACGUGAGCUGGGUCGAGGCUGUGAUCACCAAGGGCCACCUCGUGAACGAGGCCACGGUCGAGGUGAUGGUCGAAGGCGACCCGACCGAGGAAUGUGCCGACCAGCAUCCUGAAGCCGGCGCGAUCCGCCAAAUCGACAAGUCGACCAUGUUGUUGCAAAACACGCUUGCAUCCGAGGACGGAUGUCCUGACAUGGUGAGUCUCAACUACCUCCACGAGCCAGCGAUUCUGUUCAACCUCAAGCACCGGUUCUUCAGACGGAUCCCUUAUACCUACACUGGUGCUAUUUGCAUUGCUGUGAAUCCCUACUCAUGGCUCAAUAUCUAUACAAAGGAGCUCCAGGAACAAUACCUGGAACGUGACCGCAGUGACCUUCCGCCUCAUGUGUAUGCCACGAGUGCAGGCGCGUUCCAGCACAUGCGUCUGUUCGGCGAAAAUCAGAGCAUUUUGGUAAGUGGCGAGUCGGGCGCUGGUAAGACCGAAACGACCAAGAUACUGAUGUCCCACUUGGCGUCGGCCGGCAGCCACUCGACAUCGGACGCUCAGGUCAAAGAGGCCGACAUUAUCGAGCGUGUGCUGGACGCGAAUCCGCUCAUGGAAUCGUUUGGUAAUGCGAAGACGUCGCGGAACGACAACUCGAGUCGAUUUGGUAAGUUCUCCGAGCUGCAGUUUGACACACUGGGACAGCUCAUUGGUGCUCGCUCCCGUACGUAUCUGCUGGAAAAGUCGCGUGUGUCGCUGCAAGGACUGGGCGAGCGCAACUACCACAUUUUCUACCAGCUACUGGCUGCCCCGGAAGACGUGACGACGGAAGUGAAGGUCACGGGCAUGCAGGCCAAGGACUUUCCGUUUAUUCGGCCGCACGAAGAAGACUUGGCCGCUGGAACUGACGUCAGUAUUGGUUUGAAAGACGCCGAGCGAUUCCAGCAGACAGUGUCGUGUCUGGAGACCAUGGGGGUGUCGAAGGAGGACCAGAUGAGCAUUUAUAAGGUCGUCGCGGCCAUUCUGCACCUAUCGCGAUUGCAGUUCGAGCCGACUCCUGGCAACGACGAUGCAUCACAGUUGACGGGCACGCCCGCGAACCAGCAAGCCAGCCAGCUGGUAUCGCAUUUGCUGGAGCUUGACGACGAUCAGUUGCACACUGCCCUGUGCACGCGCGAGAUGACGGCGGUCAUGGAAACGUACGAGGUGCCACUGAAUGUCUCGCAAGCCGAAGGCGCGCGCACAGCACUUGGCGUUGCUCUGUACUCGCACAUGUUUUCGUGGCUGAUCCAUCGCGUGAACAUAUCGACGAGCGCUCCACACGCGGACGUGGCGCACAAGAUUUGCAUCCUCGAUAUCUUUGGCUUUGAGAUCUUCGAGAAGAACUCGUUCGAGCAGUUGUGCAUCAAUUACGCGAACGAAAAGCUCCAGCAGAAGUUUACGCAAGACGUGUUCAAGUCCAUUCAGCAAGAGUACGAGGAGGAGGGCAUUCCCUGGACACGCAUUGAGUUUGCGGACAAUGUGAACGUCCUGUCACUGCUUGAGGGCCGUUUUGGCGUGCUGUCGUUGCUAAAUGAAGAGUGCAUGCGGCCUAAAGGCAGCGACGCUGCGUUUGCCAACAAGCUCAAGGCGCACUACAGCGACAACGAUCGCUUUGAGUGCCCGCGUUUUGCACGUGAUGCGUUUGUGAUCAAGCACUACGCUGGGCCCGUGCAGUACGACACGAGUGGCUUCUUGAUCAAGAACACUGAUGCACUGCAGAACGAUCUCAUUCUGCUGAUCCAGAAGUCCAAGGCGCCGUUCCUCAAGAAGCUGUUCCCCGACGAGCACCUGGGCGAUGCUAUGACGGGUUUGCCUGGCACGAAUGCAGCUGCUGCAGCAAAUGCAUUGCGUGGACGUCCUGGCAUCAAGCGCAAGAACUCGAUCGUCGCUGACACGGUGGGCACGCAGUUCAAGAGCCAGCUGAACGGCCUCAUGGAGGACAUUCGUCGCACGAACGUGCACUACAUUCGCUGCAUCAAGCCGAACGGCAAAAAGAGCGCGCAGCUCUUCAACAAGCUGCGUGUGACGGAACAGCUGCAGUGUGCUGGUGUCGUAGAGGCCGUUCGCAUCAGUAGAAUGGCCUAUCCCAACCGUGUGCUGCAGACGAUGUUCCUUGAACGGUUUCGUGGCGUUGCGUCGACCGCAACAGUUGACGGCAAACCGUCUGCGCUCGCUGUGCUGACUGCUACUGUCGACGAAAGCCCCGCGGACGAGGCCAAGACGGCCGCUGCGGUGCGUGAGCUGCUCGUGAAUCACCUGCUGCCGGGCAAAGAGAGCGAGUAUCAGAUUGGUAAGACGCGCGUGUUUUUCCGCCAAGGCGCUCUCGAGACGCUCGAAGAGCUGCGCACCCGCAAGUUCAAUGCCGCGGCUGUGGUGCUGCAGCGGUAUGCGAAGAAGUGGAUGGCGAUGGCGAUGUUCCAGAAGGUGAAGGAAGCAGCCGUCGUAGCGCAAAAGGUGUACCGGGGCCACCGGGCCGCUGCUUUGUACAAGAAGCAGCGCAAAGCUUCCGUGACGGUGCAGAAGUGCGUGCGCAGACACCGCGCGCAGCAGCUUUUGGUCUGCAUGCGCGAGAAGUAUCGGGCUACGCAGAUCCAAAACGUUUGCAAGAUGUUUGUCGUCCGGCGCAAGUACCUUGUCAAGAUCAAGGCCAUCCGUACGAUGCAGAGCGUUGUGCGCAUGUACUUGGCUAUCAAGGCGUGCUCGGUGCUGCAGAAGCAGGCAAAGGAAGACGCGAAGCUCGAGAAUCAGAUCCAGUUGCUGAAGAAGCGUUUGCAGCAGGAGCGUGAAGCGCGCAUUGAGCUGGAACUGCAGGCGCAACAUGGCAGUCGUGCUUCGGUGCACAUGCGUAGCGAAGAGGCCCUCGAGGAUGCGGACCUUGUGAUUGACCAGCUGCGACGCGAGAACGCUGCGCUCAAGGAGGGCAACACGAACUUGAAGGCGUACGGCGUGCAGCUCCGCAAGGAGAAGGAAGUGAUGGAGCGCGGGGCCUACGUGAACGGUGCAUCGUUCGCAGCUGCCAACCAGCGUGCAAUGAAGCUGCAGGACGAGAACGAAGCGCUGAAGAGCGAGCUUGCGCGGUACAAGACGGGUCAUCGCAACCUGAAGGCGCAGCACGCUGGUGUGAUGGAGAAGAUUACGCUGAUGCAGAGUUCGCUGAGCGAAGCGCUGGGCGAGCGCCAGGCACUGCGCCACACGGUGGACCACUUGAAGCAGCACACCGAUCACUUGCAGGGCGAGAACAUGGCGCUGGCUAAGGCCAACGCACGUCUUCGUUUGAUCUUGCGCCAAGACCCGGAGCUGAGCCGGAAGCACCGCGAAGAGGUUCCGCGGUUGACGAAGCUGGCACUGUCUUCGAAGCAGUCCCAGCCCAAGGUGGCCGUGAACAAGAUGACGACUGCCUUACCACCGUCCCAGGCCAUUGAGCUCUCGGAGCCUGUUGCGGGCAUGCGCAUGUCGCUAGCAGCACCGCAGCCGCCGCCGCCUUCGCCUCCCGUAGGGUCUAUCCCGGCUCCGAGCCAGUUGUCGGUGACUCCGAUCAAGCGCGCGAACACAUUGUCGACGAAGAAGCUGUCCCACGAGAGCUCCAAGUCGUCGCGCGUGGUGAACAUUCGCGACACGUCUGCUGCUGGUCCAGAAGAGGAACCUGCGGUGGUGCUGUCGCCGACGGAUGAGGUGCUUGGCGACCGUCUUUCGUUCGCUGAGGUCAUUAAGGGCCGUGAGCGCCGGUCGUCGUCCAUGUCGAGCACGGGGUCGUCUGGUGGCACCCCCGUUGCAACCGUUGUGGGGGCUACUGGUCCUCCCAAGAACACGGGGAUCCGGCAGCCGACGGGUGAAGACGGACCCCUUGAGGCACCUGGGAAGGUCAUGGGCAUCGUCCUGGAAGGCGAGCCCGAAGACAGCAGCGAUCGGGUGAGCUUCAGCGUGACGCUUGGACUGGACGUGCUUGAGGACAGCAAGCAGCCGCUCCAGCCUCAGCAGCAACAGCAGCAGCAGCGCAUGUCGCUUCCUGGUCCCGCACGAGUAGCAAACGGCGCGGGCAAGUCAAAGGGCCGCUCUCGUCGCGGCUCGUACGACCGGGCCGAGGCGUUCAACAAUAACAACAAUGGUGAGGGCAGGCGGAGCGCUUCGACGCGCCAGUCGUUCACGGGCGGCCCUGAAGGCGGACGGUCGUCGUACGACCGCAACGAGUCGUACGGAGGGAACUCGUCGCUUCGACAGUCGCUUACGGGUGGCAGCCACCACAAUAACACUGGCAAUCGUGGCCGCUCUCGUCGCGGGUCAUACGACCGCAAUAGCGGCGGGUACAAGAGUCGGCAAACGAGCGAUACGAUGAGCAAUGCGAGCAACGGCAGCAAUGGCAAUGGUGGCAAGCGCAUUGAGCUCUGA